Messenger RNA from Trichosurus vulpecula (common brushtail), 4185 nucleotides. RefSeq names its product Ran GTPase activating protein 1 (gene RANGAP1). Bases 111 to 2225 code for a protein of 704 amino acids. The record is from RefSeq and is a predicted model, not a curated record. The transcript has 16 exons. Gene Ontology annotation, cellular component: cytosol; perinuclear region of cytoplasm; nucleus. Gene Ontology annotation, biological process: activation of GTPase activity; signal transduction; nucleocytoplasmic transport. Gene Ontology annotation, molecular function: GTPase activator activity; small GTPase binding. Lineage: Eukaryota; Metazoa; Chordata; Mammalia; Diprotodontia; Phalangeridae.
CUGCCGGCUUUCAAAAAUUCUCCCUCGCCGCCAUCAUCGAUCGGCGGCCCGGAGACGCAGGUGCUGUUAGCGGAGACCGGGGCGAGACGCGUGUGAGUGUGCGUUUGUGUAUGGUGGGGUGUGAGCACGCGCCCGAAGAGUGGAAGGGAGUGAGCGAGCGAGGAGGGUGGGCGGCCGUUGGUUACCAGCCUUUCGUGACGCCGUGUUACGCCACCGCCUCCGCCGCCGCCUCCGCCUCCCUCGCGCCCCUCGGCUCCCGCGUGUGGUCCCCUCCCCCCUUCCCCCAGCGCGCGGACCCCCCCUCCCCCUCCCUUCCCGGGGAGAAGCCUUGCGCGUGCGCAGGAGGGCGGCGAGCUCGAGGUCUGAGGCCGCUGCCGCAGCACGAGGCUCCCGUAGCUCGCCCGCCCGUCCAUCGCUGGCCCGCCCGCGCGCGCACCCUGGGGAGGAAGCUUGACAGAGCAGCCGUGACCAUGGCAUCUGAGGAUAUUGCCAAACUUGCCGAAAGCCUGGCCAGAACCCAGGUGGGCGGAGGACAGCUCAGCUUCAAAGGCAAAAGUCUCAAACUCAACACAGCAGAAGAUGCUCAGGAAGUGAUUAAAGAGAUAGAGGCGUUUGAUGGGCUGGAGGCCCUGCGUUUUGAAGGCAACACAGUGGGUGUGGAGGCGGCCAAAGUCAUCGCCAAGGCCCUGGAGAAGAAAUCGGAGCUGAAGCGAUGCCACUGGAGCGACAUGUUCACUGGGAGGCUGAGGUCAGAGAUUCCCCCUGCCCUGAUCUCCCUGGGGGAGGCCCUCAUCACAGCCGGGGCACAGUUGGUGGAACUGGACCUGAGCGACAAUGCCUUUGGGCCUGACGGCGUGCGGGGCUUCGAGGCCCUGCUCAAGAGCUCAGCUUGUUUCACGCUGCAGGAACUAAAGCUUAACAACUGUGGCAUGGGCAUUGGUGGUGGCAAGAUCUUGGCAGCAGCUCUGACUGAAUGCCACCGGAAAUCCAGCGCCCUGGGCAAGCCACUGGCCCUGAAAGUGUUUGUCGCUGGCAGAAACCGUCUGGAAAAUGAUGGUGCCACAGCCUUGGCUGAAGCAUUUGGGAUCAUUGGGACCCUGGAGGAAAUCCACAUGCCUCAGAAUGGGAUCAACCACCCGGGGGUCACGGCGCUCGCCCAGGCCUUUGCCACCAACUCCCUGCUGAGAGUCAUCAACCUGAACGACAACACAUUCACCGAGAAGGGAGCAGUGGCCAUGGCCGAGACCCUGAAGAUCCUGAGGCAGGUGGAGGUGAUCAAUUUUGGGGACUGUCUGGUCCGUUCCCGAGGGGCUCUGGCCAUCGCUGAAGCUGUGAAGGAGGGGCUACACAGACUAAAGGAGCUGAACUUGUCCUUCUGUGAAAUCAAACGAGACGCUGCGCUGGUGAUCGCAGAAGCUGUCGAGGACAAAUCAGAGCUGGAAAAAUUGGAUCUCAACGGGAAUGCCUUGGGAGAAGAAGGCUGUGAGCAGCUUCAGGAGACCCUGGAAGGCUUCAACAUGGCCCACACGCUGGCCUCGCUCAGUGAUGAUGAAGGGGAUGAUGAGGAAGAAGAGGAGGAAGAUGAGGUUGAGGAGGAAGAAGAAGAGGAGGAGGAAGAAGAGGAGGAAGAGGAAGAGGAGGAGGAAGAGGAGGAGGAGGAGCUUCAGCGAGGCCAAGGGGAAGAAGUGACCACAACCCCCAAGAAGAUCCUGGAUACACAUGUUGGGGAACCUGCUUCUGUUCUGUGUCCUCCAUCCGACAUCUCCACAUUCCUUGCUUUCCCAUCUCCAGAAAAGCUUCUGCGUCUUGGGCCCAAGAGCUCAAUGUUGAUAGCCCAGCAGACAGAUACGUCUGAUCCAGAGAAGGUGGUUUCAGCUUUCCUGAAGGUCUCCUCUGUGUUCAAGGAUGAGCUGGCAGUGAAGACAGCGGUUCAGGAAGCAGUGGAUGCCCUGAUGAAGAAAGCCUUUGAUUCAGCCACCUUCAACUCCAAUGCCUUCAUCACCAGGCUCUUAAUCCACAUGGGGCUUCUCAAGAGUGAGGACAAGAUCAAGGCCAUCCCCAAUCUCUAUGGCCCCCUGAUGGCCCUCAACCACAUGGCCCAGCAGGAUUACUUCCCAAAGACCCUGACACCUGUCCUCCUGGCCUUUGUGACCAAGCCCAAUCGGGCUCUGGAGUCCUGCUCCCUCGCCCGUCACAACCUCCUGCAAACCCUCCACCAAGUCUAGUCGCUAAGAGGCCGGGCCUCUGCCGUCAUCCCACAAUGAACUUUCUGACCUGAGAUUCCCCUGCCCAGGCCCCAGAGGACGAGUGUGUGUGUCUGCCAUCACUUCCACUGAAGAUUCCCUCCCCUGCCUUCCACCCUGGGACACCUAGGGGAGGCUGCUUUUGUUUGGUGUUUGUCCUCUAUCCUGACCAGUGCCCCGCCUGCCGGUCCUGGCCCCAGGCCCUGGGGUUUGUGGAGCUUUUCGUGACGUCUCUGUUUUGGAUGAGCUGGCCUCGGACGCUUGCUUCCAUCCUGCCUGCUCAUGGAAUCGGACAGUGGCCCCUUCAUUAAACUCUGUUCCCUGCCCUCACACUGGCCCGUGUGGAUCUCCCCUGGCCAUUGCACGGUAUCCUUAGCUGGCCUGGGGAGCUCCUCGGCUGCUUAGGCUCACCAGGGAUCUCUGGGAUAGGGAGCGGCCUGUCCCUGCCUCCCAGGCUUUGCCACCUGGAAGGGGCACAGAGCCUAGUGUGGGGAUGGCAGCUUGGUGACCCCAGGGGAGGAGAGCUAGGCAUCGUCUGUGUGCAUACUGUUUGCUGUGGUAGAGGCAGUCUGGCCUCAGACCUUCUGCUUUGUGGAAGGGAGCUGACAGGCUGGGAUCUUCAGCUUGUCCCAGGGCCUGAGCUCGGCCCUUCAGCAGGGUGGUCUGGAGGAAGGAGCCAGAAUAAGUAGGGGACUCUUGACUGGCACAUUCUCAUGUCUCCUUCCCCUCCUCUUUGAGCAAGAAAAGGUGUCCCCUGCUGCCUGUAUCCCCUCUAGCCCGGGCCCAGCUACCGGGUUAGCUGGUCAGAUGGCAGCCCACCCAUUGGGGGUGCAGCACCCCCAGGGCCCUGAGCAACCGUUUUCUUCUGGGCCUCAGUGGGUUCCAAGCCAGGGCUGGGUCCCCUUGGCUCCUAAACUUUCUCUUGCCUUGCUGUGCCUGGGCCCUACCCAGGGCUGCAGCCCAGGUUUCGUGAAUGGACCAAAAUGCUGAGGAGGGAGUUAAGGAACUCCCCCAGAUCACCCACUCACCCACCCUUCCCUUCACUGUAACUUAUGUUCAUCUUCUGUUCACUAAAAGUGGCAAAAGGGGGUCCUGGAAGCAGGCCCCAGCUUGGAGCAUGUCUGCAGGGUCCUGAGGCAGUCUGUGUGGAGGAGCUGCCCUUGGCUUGUCUAGGGUCUUGAUCUCCUGGCCAACAUUGACUUUGCGGGCUAUGAGAUGCCUGUUCUCUAGGCUGCAUGGGGCCCGUCCUGCUCUCACUUUGCUGUCCUGUGAGCACUGGCAAAGGAUGCUGGGAAGGCUCGGAGCAGAUUUUGGUUCCAGCUUCUUUGGCCUCUGCCCAGCUUUAGCCAGCAUCCACAGGAGCACGGGUGUACUUGAGGAUGGCCCUCCCAUCAUCAUGGUGAAGGGCUGGGAGGCUUUGGUCACUGGCUGUUCUGCCCCACAGUGGCAGGAGUGAGCCCUGCCCUGAUUGGUGUAACCCAGGACAGGGCCAGCGAGAAGAAUGGAAGGCGGCAGGGCCAGCAGUGCUGGGGCCCCACUUUGGCUUCUUCAGCCGCUUUGACUGUAGGUGCUCAUCUCCAGUCUGCUGUCCACUGGCUGCUCAAAGGGGAUUUUAGGGCAGAGAGGCCUUGGACCAGUCCAGAAACCCCAAGGAGAGGCUCUGCAGCUGCUAGAUGGGGUGGGAAGGGUGUCUGAAGCAGCUGCCCAGCAGUGUGGGUCCAAGAGCUGUCCUCGGGGCCCUGGUGGGUCAGAGGAGGAGGGAAGACUAGAAACUCCCCUUGGUGGGCCUAGACUAGGCCAGCUCUGGCAGAGCCUCCCCCCAGGGUGCCUUUCACCCUAGCACGCUGCUCUCAUCUGUGUUGGUACUUGUGCUGAUGUAUGAGUAACUGUCCUGCCUGGGCCAGGGCUUAGGGUAGCAUACAGAAUAAAGUGAUGUGUUGCA